Molecule: messenger RNA, 714 nt
Organism: Caenorhabditis briggsae
Lineage: Eukaryota; Metazoa; Nematoda; Chromadorea; Rhabditida; Rhabditidae
Gene: Cbr-odd-1
Product: Protein CBR-ODD-1
Exons: 2
Coding region: 1-714 (237 amino acids)
Biological process (GO): regulation of transcription by RNA polymerase II; embryo development
Cellular component (GO): nucleus
Molecular function (GO): RNA polymerase II transcription regulatory region sequence-specific DNA binding; DNA-binding transcription factor activity, RNA polymerase II-specific
Source: RefSeq, a predicted model, not a curated record
AUGCCAUUUCCUGGUAGCAACUCUCCGGGUGCUCCAGUUGUCCCAUCAACAGAGGAAGUCUUUCGUAUGUUGAUGUUGGAGCAACAGAAAAUGGUUUUCCAAAACUUCUUACGUCAACAGACCCCAGCACCGGAAGAGAACUAUCAAUCGGCUGACCUCGUAGCAUGGCUGAACUCUUUGAAUUUGAGUCCAUCCUCAACUCCAUCUCCAACACCAAGUGUCUCAUCACCUUCUGUACCACUUCCACUUACUGUUGAGAACAUGCUUCAAUUCCAAAUCCAAGCACAGCUCUUCAAGCAAUUCGACACGCCGUGGUUUCUGAAACCACCCCAUCGCCCAGACCAUAUUCCACGCACCCGUCCAAAGAAGGAGUUCAUUUGCAAGUAUUGCAACCGAAAGUUCACCAAAUCCUACAAUCUCCUCAUUCACGAACGGACUCAUACUGACGAGCGUCCCUAUCCCUGUGACAUCUGUCAGAAGGCGUUCCGUCGUCAGGAUCAUCUCCGUGAUCACCGAUACAUCCAUUUCAAAGUGAAGCCACACACAUGUGAAAUCUGCGGGAAAGGGUUCUGCCAACUCAGAACUCUGAAUGUUCAUCGGGAUAGUAACCACAAGCCAACACAAGUUAUGAUCGCAGGAAUCCCAUUUGAAGCACUCCGCCCAAUCAAAAAAGUAGAAGAAGAGGAACCGUUCAUCGAUGUCACUACUGUUUAG